This is a messenger RNA of Petromyzon marinus (sea lamprey), 5588 nucleotides long. RefSeq names its product dendrocyte expressed seven transmembrane protein (gene DCSTAMP). Gene Ontology annotation, cellular component: membrane. The record is from RefSeq and is a predicted model, not a curated record. NCBI's taxonomy places the organism in Eukaryota, Metazoa, Chordata, Hyperoartia, Petromyzontiformes, Petromyzontidae.
UGAAGGAGACAAUUGAGGUGAUGCUGCGAAUGUGUUGAGGGAUGGCGUUCCAGAGUGUUGGGGCUGCCACCGAGAAGCGGCACAUAGACGUGAUCGUCCUGGAUCUUGGUAUCAAGAGGAGGUUGUGAGUCGCACUGCGCAGGCAUCUGCCAUGUGCUGUGCCACAAGUCGUCAAUAAUGAAGAGAGGUACGGGGGGCAGGCAGAUGUGAAGGCGCGGUGGCAGAGGCAGGCGAUCUUGUAUGUGACCCUGCUGGCGAUGGGUAGCCAGUGGAGGGCACGGAGAGAGGCCGAGCGAGUCGAGACGGGGAUGAGUGCGGCCAAUGACGACGCGCGCCAGGUCGUUUUGAAGUCUUUGAAGUUUUUGAGGUUGCCAGAGGAUGACUGGACUAGGACGGAGUUGCAAAAGUCGAGGCGAGACCCAACUCUGCAACAUGCCAAUGUGUUGGCAGUUUCAUUGAGAGGACGUAGGUGUCUGAGAGCCUUCAGAUGAAAGUUACAUGAACUGAUGAUAUGAUUGGUUUGAUGGUCGAAGGAUAAAGUUGAAUCUAGGAUGACACCGAGGUAGCUGAAGUGAUCGGUGAGCCUGAUGCUGUGACCAAAGAUGUGUACGUGUGUCGGGAGCACGGAUGAGUUGAGACGUUGCCUGGUACCUAACAUGAUGGCUACUGACUUUGACGUAUUAAGGGCAAGGUUGUGUGCAGAGAACCACUGUUGCAGGGCAGUGGUGCAUUCCGAGAGCCUCUCAAAUCCAGACACAUUGGUAGAAUUGAUGGCGGUGAUCAGAAUAGUGUCGUGGUGCUUAACACCGAAGCUUGCGAUGAGGCGUCCGAUCGGGGAAGGGUAGGCCGUGAACAGCAGAGGACCGAGGACGGAGCCCUGGGGGACGCCACAUAACGCUUGUUUCAGGAGAUGUGGAUGAGCCCACCCUGACUGAGGAUUGCCGAUCAGAAGGUACGACAGUAUCCACUUGAGUGCUGAGCCACAUAUACCGAAGUCGGAUUUCAGGAGGGAAGUAAGGAGCAAGUGGUUGAUGGUGUCAAAGGCUGAUGAAAUGUCCAGACUUACAAGAGCAAUGAUGGAGCCGGAGUCAAUGAUCAUUAAAAUGUCACCGAGGGCUCUGGUGAGUGUUGUUUCUGUGGAGUAGUUUUGACGGUAAGCUGACUGGAAGGAGCAGAGGUGAUGUGGGGUUUUGGCUGGGCAAGGGCAAGUCUUUUGAAGAGUUUAGAGAGGUUCGAGAGAUGAGUGAUGGGACGAUAGCUAGACGGGUCAUCAAGGUCGAGACUUGGUUUCUUUAACAGGGGAGAAACCAGGCCAGAUUUGAGGUUGGAUGGAAAACACCCCAUAGAGAAUGAGGCAUUUGCGAUGUUCCUGAUCAUGAUGGCGAGUUCCGGAGCACAUUGCUUGAAGAAGGAACCUGGGAGGACGUCGAGUGGAGAUGACUUCAUAUGAAGUGAUUGAAUCAAAGAGAAUACAUCUUUUGAAGACACCAGCUUGAAGGUGGUUAGAAAGGUGUCUGGGUGAGUGCUUAAAAUUUCAGAAAAAGGGAGAGGGGUACGAUGGUGCAAUGUGAGGGAAGACGUGCAUAAGUUUGCGAUGGUGAUCAGCUUGUUGGUGAAGUAAGUUUUGAAGGAGGUGGCAAGUUUCAGUGAGGCCAGGGGAUCGCUAAGGUGAGGGACCAUGUUGUUACCAGGAUGUAGAAGAUCCUUGAGUAUUUUCCAAAGGAUGCGUGGUUUUCCGGUAGCUGUUUUGAUGCGUUCUUCAAUGUAGGAGAAACGUGAGGCAAGGAUAAGUUCGUUGGUUUUCCAAGCAGGCAGCUUUGCAGGCAACUCGAUCAGCAAGAAGACCACUGCGGAACACGAUCCUUUCAAGGCACCUCCUGAUUCGCUUAGCAAGGAUGGCAUCUCUUGAGAGCCAGCGAGCGUCGUGGGAAGGCUGCCUUGUGGUUCGUGGUUUUAAUGGUGCCAGCUUGUCCAGCGCUGCCCUCAGGUCAGCUUCUAGUUGAAGAGCGCAUACAGUUGGAUCGGAUGAUGGGGAUAACAUUGAAGGUGAAGUUGCGAGGAGGUGCUGUAGAGUGGAAAACUUGAUACCCUUGAAAUUACGGGAGUGGCGUGUGAUUUUGAUGGUGAUUGGCUUGGGAAUUUGAAGGAAAAAUAGUAUGAGGUGGUGGUUGGUGUAAACCAGUUUGGAAAACUCCCAGUGCUGAGAUGCGACGAUCCAGGUCAGGUUCCAGAACCAGGUCGAGCAUACUCUCAACAUUUGUUGAGGAAGCUCUGGUGGGGCCUGAGUUGGUGAUUUCCAGGUUAUGGCAGGCCAAGUUUGACUCAAUGGAGGCUGGGGUAGUGACGGGGCAGUCAAAGUCUCCAGUAAGCACGAGCCUGUGAGAUGGGUUAGGAAUGAAGUAAAGAAAUUCGGAAAGCUCGUUUAAGAAGGUCGUGAUGCUGACAUCUGGAGGGCAAUAGAUGGAAAUGAGGGAAAAGCACUCGGUGUUAGUAGUGAGGGACACGGACUGGACCUCAAAGGUGGCGGGAACCAUCGGUAGAUAGAGCUCUUCAAUUUCCCAGUGAGCAUUGUGGAUGACCGCUAAGCCACCACCCCACUGGUUAGUUGCGCGAGGUUUGUGAAGAACCUUGUAUCCCGGGGGCGCGAUAUCCAAAGAGUUGGCUGGCGGGGAGUCUGGCCUGCGCCAGGUCUCGGUAAUAAGUAAAAGGUCGAUGUGGUGGUCCGAGAUGGUAUCGUGAAUCAGGGCUGAUUUAUUGGUAAUGGAGCGUGAGUUGAGUUGGCCGAGGCGGAUGGAUAAACGUGGAUGUGAAGAUUCUAAGAGGCGUGGCAUCGAGAGUUUAGAGGAAAUAGCUGGUUGAAGGUUGACCUGUGAAAAGCGGCCCCUACCGCCUCUGCAACCACGGUGCCGAUGCAGUCUCUGACGUUGACCGCGAAGAAGCCCGAGGCCAGAGAGCGUCUUCAGGAGCGCGGAUUCCAGGUGCAGGUGAUGAAGAGAUGGUGCGUGUCGAAGCCCUGUUAUAUCAACCCACGCUGUACGGGUGGUGGUGUUGGGGGGGGGGGGGCAGGAUUCGGGUGGACUCCGAUCAGCGGCUGUGCUGCCCGGAGCAGCUAGUCCAGGUAGUGGUGGCCAAGAUCUAUGCCGUCAGCACACGCUCCCACGCACGUGGCGGGUGCGUACACGCCUACGUGGACCUUCGCUGAGCACGCACGCGGGAGGACAAGACCACGCACGUGGCGUGUACGAUGGAGCGGCCAGAAGAACACGCGGUCCAGUGGAGUAGCUGCCACGCGCUGUGCUCCAGGUCGCAGAUGAUGCGGCAGGGUGGACGAACCUCGCCGAGCUCCUAUUCACUGGUGAUGCUGGGCAGCAGGCAAACCCACUCUCUCGUGUUGAGCAGUGGACAGUCUGCGUCACGUUCCCACUCGCUGGUGGUGUUGAACAGUGAAUGGAACACGGCGAGCUGCCACUUGCUGGCGAUGCUGAGGCACGCCAAGCUCCCACUCACUGAUAUAGGCGGAAGAGGUGCUUUGUGAGGACGUCGCUGGCAGGAAAUGGACCCGGGACGGCUGUUAAGCUGCACCGCAUUAACAGUGCAGCCGGCGUCCUCCAGCCUCGUGCGUGGGAGCAGCCGGCCUCGUUCACCCACACAGCCCCUCAAGCUGUGCGAGGCGGCAGGGCCCGAGUUCUCAAUGACGGCCUCCCAGAGCCUCUCGUCACUGGCAUUCUGCGGAGGCACCCUGCGCUCACCCCGGCAGCGGCUGGGCCUCCUGGGUGGCUGCGCGCUCAUGUCGUCCGUCUGCGGCGCCGCGCUCUUCUGCAGCCUCUGCUUCGGCUUUGGCUGCGGUCUCGCCACGUCGCUGCUCGUGGCCGGGCCGCUCGCCGCCGCUGCCGCCGUCCUCGCGUUCCUCUCCCGGCAGGUGCGGUGCCUGGCGGCGCUGGUCGUCCUCGCGAGCGGCGCCAAAGAGGCACGGGCCGCCCUCGCCUCGGCAGCCGUCGUCCUCGCGCUCACGCGCAGCCUGAGCAACGUGACGCGGAACAUCGACAUCCUCAUCGAUUGCUUCGAGUGCGUCGUCAAAGCCUCCCUGCAGGGCAUCAAAGAGUUCGUGUGCACCGUCAAAGAGGCCGUCGAUUUGCUCUAUGCCAUCACUAAAGAGAUCAUGAGAGCGCUCAACGACUUUUUCGGGGGCAUGACGUUUAGCAAGAUUGGGGACGAGCGCUCCGUGGGAACCGUGGUGACAUGCAACGCGAGCCUGCAGGUCAUCGAGGGCAUCAGGAACUACACGGAGGGCAUCUUCGCGCGGCUCAAUGUUAUCGCCGACGUGCUCUGUCAUCCGCUGUUCAAUGCCGUCCUGGUCAUCCUCAACCUGCUGAUCAUGCUCAUCUUGGCAGGCCACUACUUCAGGCGCUACAGGCAGAAGCUAAGUUUUGACAACGUCUACAUCACCAACCAGUUCUGCAGCAUUGACAGGGAGCUGAGGCGGCGUGGGGAGGAACACGUGCUCCCAUUGCUGAAGGUCGAGCGGGAAAAAUUGGUCAUCCUCAGCUCCCUAGCACUGUCAAGCGUGGAACGACGGGCGAUGGUGCGUUACGCCGUGCCGGUUAUUACCAACGGCCUGCUCUGUGUCGUGGCCAUUGUGGUGGACUACGGGGUGUUCCUGCUCGUCGAUAUCGUCUACAGGCACAUGGACAGCAUCGCACACGAGCACAUAUCAUUGGAUAUGAACGUCGAGGUCAACUUAUUCAUGAUUGUGUUUUUCCCCGUGCUGAAGAGAAGCCAAUCGUUUCAGAACAACCUGUCACUCAUUGCCGACAAGUGUUUCGACAAAAAUCGCCCUCCGACGCCUCCCGACAAGGGCACGAUCGUCAAGGUGUGCGUGCUCUUCACUGCGCUCGCCCUCUUCUCGCUCUCGUCAGCCUUCAUCAACCGGCUGCGGCGCAAGGUCGUCAGUCUAUUCUACCCCGAGAGGGAGGUGCAGCGCAUCCUGUAUCUCCACAAGAAGAUCUUGGACAAGCGCAGGAAACGGCCCAGGGAAACCAUAAAACUGCACAGGACCUUACUCCAAAGUAUAAUGAAACGUGGCAAGCGGGACACCUCGAAGGAACUUCAGCCACUUGGGAGUUUCUAAUCUAUGUACCUUCUGCCUUCAUCAGUGAGAGGCAGCAAUCACGUAAACAAAAAUCUUACCUUGUAGAUAUGUCCAGAUUGUGUGUUAAAGCUGUCGAGCACAUUUAUAAUCAUUAUCAUUGCUUUUUCCUAGCUGUCGGCAUCUCUCGAUGUAACAAUCCUGAAGGUUCCUGCACACGAGAUGUUUUCAUCACUUCAUCUCCAUAAUGGGUGUCUGCUCGGGAAUGUUCCCUUCUGUUGGCUGCCAAUUCAUUAUUAACAUUAACCACCCAGCUCCUAAUGAGUGAAGUGUCCAGCCCAAGACCACUUAAGUUAAUAUUUCUGCCUCUUAAAAUGCAUGGUCUCGAAUCCAUUUACCCUUUUUCUGCCUCUCGGUGUAAUUCCAAGCACGCAUCUCUCUCCGGUUCUGCAACUGUUAAAACUUGUAUCCCAUGUACAGAAUAAAAUCUUCACGAACUAUG